Messenger RNA from Budorcas taxicolor (takin), 1460 nucleotides. Its product is annotated as zinc finger protein 621-like. The record is from RefSeq and is a predicted model, not a curated record. Gene Ontology annotation, biological process: regulation of transcription by RNA polymerase II. Lineage: Eukaryota; Metazoa; Chordata; Mammalia; Artiodactyla; Bovidae. Bases 81 to 1460 code for a protein of 459 amino acids. Gene Ontology annotation, molecular function: DNA-binding transcription factor activity; RNA polymerase II cis-regulatory region sequence-specific DNA binding. The transcript has 5 exons.
CCGAGAUGGGCGGCCUAGAGGGAUUGUGGACACCUGCGCUCGGUUCUGCAUGAUCUUUGAGAGAACCACUUCUAGGGGUUAUGAGGGAAAGGCUUUUAAGGUUCUUGCUUUUCCAAAGUGGGAGGAGUGCACAGAGCCAGGGGACAUCAGCCAUGCUCCAAACCACUUGGCCUCAGGGGCCGGUGACCUUUGAAGACGUGGCCGUGUACUUCACUCAGAACCAAUGGGCCAGUCUGGACUCUGCGCAGAGGGCCCUGUACAGGGAGGUGAUGCUGGAGAAUUACGCAAACGUGGCUUCCCUCGUGUCUCCAUUCCCCAGACCUGAUCUGAUCUCCCAGCUGGAGAGAGGGGAAGCUCCUUGGGACCCCGAUCGCUGGGAAACAGAGGAUUUGAGAGGCAUCUGUCCAGGUGGUGAGAGGGGCAUCAAGACAGAAGAGCCAGCGGUAGAGCAGCAAGCCUCCGAGGGCACAGAGGCCCACGGCAGGCCCGUGGGAGGGCCUCUCACGAACGGGUCUCAGCACUUGGAUUUUGAAAGCAAGGCAGUGUGGCAGACUAUCAAUCUAAACCCCAAUCUGAUACUUCGAGGUGGCAUGAAGUUCUACAAAUGCAAAGAAUGUGGGAAGAUCUUCCGAUAUAACUCAAAGCUCCUUCGGCAUCAGAGGAGCCACACUGGGGAAAAGCCCUUCAAGUGCAAGGAGUGUGGCAAAGCUUUCAAGUCCAGCUACGACUGUAUCGUACAUGAGAAAAAUCACAUUGGUCAAGGACCCUAUGAAUGUAAGGAGUGUGGCAAAGGUCUGAGUUCCAACACUGCCUUGACCCAGCAUCAGAGGAUCCACACGGGGGAGAAGCCAUACGCAUGUAAGGAGUGUGGCAAGGCUUUCCGCCGGAGCGCCGCCUACCUGCAGCACCAGAGGCUGCACACUGGGGAGAAGCUCUAUAAAUGUAAGGAGUGUUGGAAAGGUUUUGGGUGUAGGUCACUUUUUAUCGUCCACCAGCGCAUCCACACUGGGGAGAAACCCUACCAGUGUAAGGAGUGUGGGAAGGCAUUCAGCCAGAAGAUUGCCUCCAUUCAGCAUCAGAGAGUUCACACCGGAGAGAAGCCCUAUGAGUGUAAGGUGUGUGGGAAAGCCUUCAAGUGGUACAGCAGCUUUGUUCAGCAUCAGAAAGUGCACCCUGUGGAGAAGAGGCCCAGCAAGGCUUUCGGGCCGCCCCUGCUGCGUCCCCAGGGCCCCUCUGCAUCCUUGGCUCCCGGGUGUCUCCCGGGCCCGGGCUCUGGUCCUGCUGUGGCCGUUGCCUUGCCACGUGCCAUCCUUAUUCCUGCCUCUGGGCCCGUGUUCAUGCUGCUGCCCACCUCUGGGGUUCUUUCUUCCCCUGUCCAAGUAGUUCGUGUCUUCCAGGGUCUUCCUCCUGCUGUGAAGCCUUCCCCAGUUAUUCUGACCCCUUCUCCUCACCCCCCGUGA